Molecule: messenger RNA, 2979 nt
Organism: Odontomachus brunneus
Lineage: Eukaryota; Metazoa; Arthropoda; Insecta; Hymenoptera; Formicidae
Product: abscission/NoCut checkpoint regulator
Exons: 6
Coding region: 603-1409 (268 amino acids)
Biological process (GO): mitotic cytokinesis checkpoint signaling; abscission
Cellular component (GO): midbody; centrosome; cleavage furrow
Molecular function (GO): phosphatidylinositol-3-phosphate binding
Source: RefSeq, a predicted model, not a curated record
UAAUGGCGUUGGGGCAUGAGUCAUGGAUGCGCCUCUAGCCAAAUAUUGAAAGAAGGAAGGAAGGAUUUACAAUGCCGAACGCAGUUAUUGUGCUCCGUGAUAUAAGCCGCCGCCAUAUUUGGUGAUCAUUUCCGACUUUCAUUCCUCUCACCCCUGUGAGUUCACUCCCCGCGAAAUAUGCUCCGUCCAGAUAUUUCUACGUCCAUGUAAAUGACGCUCAUGGCGUUGCGAGUGUAAGUGGACCAAACUAACCAACCAAACGCUACCGUGGUUACGAAACGAAAAAACGCCUUAGGUGACAGUGGGAAAACGUCAAAAUCUUUUGAGUUUUUUGUGAUCGUUCUCAGAUUUAUAUAAUAUCCUUUUUUGUCAUGCUAAGAGAAUAUCCAUAAAAAGUUAAAAGAAUGUCCUGCAAUACUUGCCAAACCAAAUUUUCGUUCUUCACGAAAAACGUGAGUGUCGUUGUUUUUCUCUACCGUUAUUAGAUCGGUUGUCCAAGCUGUGGCUUUUCUUACUGCAACAAGUGUCUCAAGUACAAGUGUGAUAUUCCUAAUGUAGGAGUGAAGAAAGUUUGCGGGUGUUGUCACAAUAAAUUAAACAAUAUGAAAAAAUCGAGUCCUGAAGCCUCCACAAGUGAUACUUCGUCAUCUGACAUAAGUAAAGAGCCACUUGCACCAAUUGAUAUUACUAUGAAGUUGGAUUCAUUAGAAAAUCCAGCUAGACCUCCAGUAGUGAUAUACAAGCAUACAAAUCCAUGGGACCAAUUUAAGAAGGGACUAGAACCAGCCGAUCAAGAAAUUGUCGAUAGAUUGCAGAAACUGAAAAACAAGGAGCAAAACAUUCCAUUGCCUAGUGUCGAUGAAAUAAAAAGAAGAUUGGCAUUGUUGAAAGAUCAAGAUCCAGAGGCCAAUGGGAAUAGUAAUGUCAUGAAUAUACAUCAAGUGGACACCAGAACUGAUCAAGAGAAGAUGGAUGACUUGAUUCAGGAGUACUUGGAAUUAUCUGCGACCAAUGAUCCUUGCAAAGAGAUACAAGAGAAACUGAAUUCUUUACGAGACGAGCGUGACAAAACUAAUGUUAAUGAAAGUAAGAAGGGUAUCGACGAUGAUGAGGAGAAGGUGACGAAGAAAUUAAUUAACAAGGCUUUAGCUGAAGCGAUGUUAGAGGCCAAGUAUGAGAAGGAGGAAUUGAAAGAUGUGGAGGCAAUGGAUUCCGAGAUUCCGAAUAGAAGCGAAGAUGAGGAUGAGAAGCCUACGUGCGUAAUGUGCGAGCAGACUGCGGAUCUUGUGCAAUGUAUGGGUUGUACCGGCGAUCUGUACUGUCCCGUAUGCUUCGAGGGCAACCACGAUGAGUUUGAAAAACACAAGACAAUCCGCUAUCAGCCGACAAAAAUGAGCUUUGACGAUUGAGGCACUGAUCGAAAGCAGUAAAUGCGUAGCACAAUGCGCGCAACACUAAUUUUGUCCUAAGCUUUCACUUUUCACUUAUUUCGAGCUUUAUCUACUCGAAAAGAGAUUUCAAGAAACAUUUUGCAGGAAUCUUACAAAGACAUUUUUAUAAGAAUUACGCAACAAUACAUUAACCAAGUAUUCCGUUCGCGGAGUACGAUUAGAAAUUGGUAUGAGAGAUAAUUCGUCUCGGUUGACGCUUUUUCUACUCUAACUUGUGAUAGUGGCAUCUUGUGGCUGUGACGCAGAGUAAGAGUGAUAUUGAUCGAAGCUAAUAAUUUCUUUCACCAAUUUCCGGUCUCAUCCGCUGUCGCGAUGAAAGUAUAGCGCUUAAUGUUUACACAUUAUAUAUAUUGUUCAGUUCUUUUCAAUUCAGCUUCUUUACGCCUUCAGUCGUGGAUUCAAAAAUGCCAGCAAAAUUUGUAUUAAAAACAGCAAAAAAACUAAAGCACAUCACUUGUGUAUAAGAAACAGAUGUGUAUAAACUUUAUUUAGAAAAUACGCAUGCCUUGUACACGAUCGUAUCUUCUAAGAUCGUUUAUCCUUCAGUCUUUGACGUUUUGAUUUGCUCGUUGUUUUGUCGUCGGUGCGACCAUUAUUUCGUAGAUAUAUGCAGUAAUACAGUAUCCAGCAGUAAGUGAUACCGAUCGCGCAGUAUAUGGAAGUAAGUGCUAACGGUAGGAAUGGCAAUCUGUCGCUGAACAGUAACUUGUGUAGCACCGUUUCGUAGAUUGUGACCAACGGCAGCGGAAUCACGUACAACCACUCGUGUAAUUGCAACAGAGAUUUGCCAUGCCGACUCGUCAGAAAUACAAUCGACGAGAGCAUAUACGUCAGCGACAAUAUUAUUUUUAACGGAAAUAGAUUAUUGGGAUACAAAAGUGGCAAAAGAGCGGUGUGUCCGGCACUACUUAGAAUUAUGAAUGUCCGUGCAUCUUCUUCGUCUGUCGCUGCGAGAAUGCUGGAAAAAGUUGUCGGUUGUCAUUAGUUUCUUCGGUCAUGCGAAAUUGUGGAUUUUUAUAAAUUUAUAAUCAUAUUUUUUAAUCUAUCAGUAUUAGAUUACGCGGCUACACACGCCGGCGAGAGAUCUAUCAAUAAUCUAUCAAUCAACGAUGAUUAUUUUACUCGAUCCGCAUGGACCAACAGUGAUGAAAAUCAUCAUAGUUUUAGUGAAUUCAGCUUCCGCCGUAAAAUUGGAAUUCGGCUUGACUUUAUAUUGUUUUAAGUGCAAUAGCAUGUUUCAUAAAAUAAUACGAUAUUCGAUAUCGUGCACUCAAUAAAGGAACGUGCUUACCAUAAAGGAACGAUCGCGGUCAGUAUAGCUUUUUCGUGUACGUGCCAGCCGAACAUGAACGAUCCUAAAGCGCAUAGGACAAUGCACCUAAUAAAAUAUUUCGGGUUCAUGUAGUGCUUCUUACAGAAUAGGCACCAUAGUGCAGGCUGUAAUAAUGAUAAUUAUUUAAUACAGUUUAUAUAAAAAAAAUGUAAUUACAAAAUAUAUUGAGAAAUAUAAGAUAUCUAACAUGGAAAA